This is a messenger RNA of Neurospora tetraspora, 5232 nucleotides long. RefSeq lists its product as uncharacterized. Gene Ontology annotation, molecular function: protein binding; tRNA methyltransferase activity; transmembrane transporter activity. Lineage: Eukaryota; Fungi; Ascomycota; Sordariomycetes; Sordariales; Sordariaceae. The transcript is spliced from 6 exons. Gene Ontology annotation, biological process: transmembrane transport; tRNA methylation; wybutosine biosynthetic process. The coding region runs from base 1 to 5232 and encodes 1743 amino acids. The record is from RefSeq and is a predicted model, not a curated record.
AUGGCAUCACCCACUCCGGCCCCCCGGCCGGACCAAAUCUCUUCCUCGACCCCCCUCCUCCAAUCUGACUCGGCCUCCUCAUGCGCCUCUUCCAUCCGCUCCCUCUCCCCGUCCCGACGUCGUCACCACAAUGGCCGUACCUCCCGAGCCGCCGCCGCCUCCGCCCGCAACCUCUCCUUCGCCUCGGCCCUGCUCUCCUCCCUCUGCGCCGGCUCCAUAACCAUCUUCAGCAUGUACGGCCACAUCUUCCAGGAGCGUCUACACUACACCCAGUUCGAGGUCAACGGGCUGUCGAGCGCCGCUUCAAUCGCCACAUACAUGCCCGUGCCGCUGUUGGGAUACAUGUGUGAUCGCGUAGGGCCGGGACCGCUGUCGUUUGUCUCGGCGCUGUUCUUUGCGGCUGGAUAUGGGCUGGCUGCGGGCGUGUAUAAGCGGGAGGCCGAGGGGGCGGCGUUGGGUAGCGGUGGUGAUGGCGAGGACACGAGUGGAUUGGCAUAUUGGGCUAUGAUUGCUGCGUUUGUGUUUAUUGGCGUGGGAACGUGCUCCAUGUAUAUGAGCGCUGUGGCGACGUGCGCAAAGAAUUUUGGAAGGGGGAAACAUCGUGGGUUGGCGCUUGCGGUCCCUAUUGCGGCGUUUGGUCUGAGCGGGAUGUGGCAGAGUCAGCUUGGAAGCCGUGUGUUCUAUGAGAGAUUCGCGGAUGGGACAAAGGGCGACUUGGACGUCUUCCACUUCUUCAUCUUCCUUGGCGUCCUGCUGCUUGUAGUUGGCUGCUUGGGCACAUUCGGCUUGAAGAUCGUUGACGAAGAGGAUCUAAUCGACGAAGCAGUCGAAGAACUGGAGCGCAGCGGUUACCUAGACGGAAGCGCAUUCCUCCAGGGCAGCAGGACCGCAGACAGACCAGGCUACGGCGCCGUCGAGCAAUCACCCCUCGACAUGGAAAGCGCCGGCAUCCUCGACCCCUCCAAGGCCGACGACUCCGACUCAGAAGAAGACGACAACGCCCGCAUCAAGAAAACGUGGGUCCUCAACGCCGAAACCAGACGAUUCCUGACCGACCACACAAUGUGGUGCUUCGCCCUCGGCUUCUUCCUCAUGAUCGGCCCCGGCGAGGCCUUCAUCAACAACCUCGGCACCGUCAUCAAGACACUCUACCCGCCCCAUCUCAAAUUCGUCGGCGAACCCACCUCCGCAGCCACCCACGUCUCCAUCGUCGGCAUCACCAGCACUCUCGUCCGCCUCCUCACCGGCUCUCUGACCGACCUCCUCGCUCCUAGCCCGCAGGCCCGGCACGUCCAGAUCACCUCCUCCGGCACCCUCGAGCGCAAGCGCUUCUCCCUCUCCCGCGUGUCUUUCCUGCUCUUCUUCGCUGUUGCCCUCUCCGUCGGCUUAGCCGCCCUCGCCUCAGGCUGGAUCCAAAACCACGGUGAGCGCUUUUGGGUCGCCUCGGGCCUGGUCGGUGCCGGCUACGGCGCUGUGUUCUCUCUCACGCCCAUCAUCAUCACCGUGAUCUGGGGCGUCGAGAACUUUGCGACCAACUGGGGUAUCGUGGCCAUGUUCCCUGCUCUUGGCGCGACGUUUUGGGGACUGGUGUACUCGGCUGUUUACCAGUCGGGGGUGGAGAAGGCGGCUUCUAAUAAGCAAGGCGGGGAGGAAGAUCAGUUUUGCUAUGGGAGUGAUCCAGAACUUGAAUCUUGCAACCGUGCGUUGCAUCGAGCGCGGCAAUUGACCAAUUGGGCAUCGACUUUUCCAUUUUCUUUUGCCAUUCUUCACUCAACAACUCAACUCAUGAUGUUUACAAACAACUCCUCAAUAGUCUCCAAACGCUCCGUCGAAAAACUCUACUACCCCAACGAACCCCAUUUCUUCCGCUUCUUCGUCAAGAAAUUCCAGCGGCGCGCACCUUUGAUUAAUCGCGGUUAUCACUUUCGGUUGCACGUCAUUGAUGUUCUUGUUCGCAAUUUUUUACGGGAGGAACGGACCGGAGAGGCAAAGGGGAAAAAGAAAGUGGUGGUUAAUUUGGGAUGUGGAAGUGAUGUUUUGCCUUGGCAGUGUUUGACUAGGUAUCCGGAUGCUUGUUCUCCGAAGGGGGAGGGGGAGGAAGGGGGAGCCAAGUUUGUGGAUGUGGAUUUCCCGGAUCUGAUUGAGCGGAAGAAGAGGACGGUUUUGGAGACGCCGGAACUUUUGGGGCCGUUGACGGGGGUGGAGGUGCCGGAGUUUGCUCCUGUUCCUGCUCCUGCUGCUACGGCUGCUGCUACGGGUACGGAUACCACGACGACAGAGAGCAAGACGACGGCAGCAACCACAUCAACCACCUCGACACAAGCCCCUCCAAAACCCAAGAAAACCCCCAAACCAAAGGACAAAUCCAAAGCCGCCCGCGCUCCCGCCCCCACCACCGCUCCCACAGGCAUCGUCCUCACCAGCGACCAAUACGUCCAAAUAGGCUGCGACCUUCGCGAUCUCUCCACCCUGCAAGCCGCCCUCACCAAAGCUGUCGGCGGCGACCUCUCCUCCUGCACCUUCCUCUUCGUCGCCGAGGUCUCCAUCACCUACAUGGAAACACCGGGAGCCGACGCCGUGAUAGAGUGGGCUUCAUCGCUAGGCGACUCUGAGUUUGUCCUGCUCGAGCAAUUACUCCCUUCGGGACCGACUCACCCCUUUGCUUCCACGAUGCUGUCCCAUUUCCAUAAACUCAACACGCCCAUUAAGAGCGUGGACGUGUACCCGACCGUUGCGUCACAGGUGGAGCGGUUCCGCUCUAGAGGCUGGGGUAACGGCGGAGAUGUGCGCGUCUGGACGCUGUGGGAGGCGUGGGCGGACGCGGAGGACACGUUUGUCAAUGCGGCUGAGAGACGCAGGCUGGAGGAGGUGGAGCCGUUUGAUGAGUGGGAGGAGUUUGCGCUUUUUGCGAGCCAUUACUGCGUGGUGAGGGCUAGGACGGUGGCUAGGGAGGGACAGACUAAGGAAGAGAGGGGGAUCCCGAACGGAAGGGAGUUGGGGGUGCCGGUUGAGAAGGUCAAAGUGGGGUGGGAUGAUGUCCCGGGGCAGAGGGGACAGAGGAGGUUUGCGGCUGGGGCAGUGUUGCCUUCUUCUUCGAGUUCUGAGAAGAAAGAGGGGGGUGGGGAGGAGGUGAAGUUGCUGAAUGUGAUGGGGUUGGGGACGAAGAGCCGGUUGCAGAAUUGCGAUGUUUACGGGAAGAGAGAGGGAGGGGCUGCUGAAGCUGACGGUACUGAGGAAGGAAAGACGGCUGUGCCGUUCACUUUCCGUGAGGGCGGCCCGUCAACGAGGAUGUGUCACUCGUUGACGGAUCUCGGUAACGCUCAGCUUCUUGUCGGAGGACGGGCGUCACCAUCCACGCCCCUCAAGGAUUGCUGGCUGCUGGAGAAGAGUAACGGCAACGAGGGCGAAUGGGCAUGGAAACGCACCCAUGAUCUCCCGAUUCCGCUCUACAGGCAUUCUGUGGCGAGACUGGGGAACACAGAUAUGGCGCUGCUCGCUGGUGGAAGGGGAGUCGCCGAUAUAUUCCCUGAUUGGCUUCUUUAUGAGCCCAAGCUCGGCUGGAUUAGAUGCGAGAUCGCCGGGGAUGUCAAGCCGACGUCUGUGUAUGGUGCUACGCUCACUUGUCUCCGUCAAGAGCAAGACACCUUCUCUGGGGUCUUUGCUGGCGGCUUGAGCGAUGAUGGCCUCAUUGCUGAUCAGCUUCUCGCAUGGAACCUGGACGUAUCUGACAGCAGCAAGCCAGUCGUCAGGUUUGUUCCCCUACAAGUGAAAUCUAGUGCUGGCGGCCCUGAAGAGGCACUCUCACGUCAACUUCUUACGAGGUUCGGCGCUUCUUGUCUGCCCCAGAGUCAGACCGACUUCUUGGUUCUUGGUGGUGUUAUUAAGGACCACCUUUUGGAUCUGGAAGACGAGAUCCUGCUGUGCUCACUCAAUGGCGCCGGAGAGCUCACAAUCACACAACGGCUUGUUCCCGAGGCCGCAAAUGCUGAGACACCAUCCCACCCAGGCCCUUUGCUGUUGGUUGGAACUUCUCCUGUUGUCACGCCGAACGAUCGCCACUUGGUGAUCAUGGGCGGCGGAGCAACAUGCUUCUCCAUGGGAACCUUCUGGAACAAGGGAAUCUCGACUCUAGAACUACCCCUACCCGCUGUGAUGGGAAAUGGAAGUUCGCACGUGGCAGCACUUGGGUGGACGCAUGAGAAGACAGUCGACAUCAUCCCCGGUGAGCCAAGGAGUCUCCCUCUUCGAAGUCAGGCACCCGACGGUGCUGAGGGGAACGUCAAUGGCAGCGUAAGCGUCCGCACUCAACCCAUUCCCCGGGUCAAGUUGGAAAAUGCUGAAGACUUUGCCAGGAUCGUACGUGAGGGUCGUCCGGUGGUUCUGGAGGGCCUAAACCUGGGUGACUGUGUGUCAAAGUGGAGAGAGGGCGAGUACGUAGCGGAGAAGGUUGGAACGGACCGCAAGAUCGUGAUCCACGAGUCCACGACACCUGCAAUGGAUUUCACCACAAAGAACUUUCGCUAUGUGACGACCGAGUUUGGCGACUUCAUGAAGCGGGUCGGGAAAGGGGACCGGCUAUACCUGAGGGCACUGUCGACCGACAAGCCGACGGAAAAGCCAGCCGUUCUGAGUGACGACUUUCCCUUGUUGGCUACUGAUUUUGUGUUGCCGCCUGAGCUGGCCCUGGUAGACGAGAGACUGUUCAGCUCGGUUCUGCGAGUAUCUGGGCCGGUCAAUAUGUGGUUGCAUUACGAUGUCAUGGCCAAUGUGUACUGCCAAAUCGGCGGCUCGAAGCGCAUGAUUCUCUUCCCGCCGUCCGAUGUUGAGCAUCUCAGCUUUGCUCCUGGGGCAUCGAGUUCCAGUAUCGACGUCUUUUCAACUCUCUUUGGGGAGUCGAGUGACUCGAGAUACUUGGCUCAAGUGACGCAUCCUCACGAAGCUGUCGUGACUCCAGGAGACGUCCUGUUCUUGCCCCCGCUCUGGCUGCACACGGCGACUCCUACUUCGGAUAGCAGUAUUGCGGUUAACGUCUUCUUCCGCGAUCUCAAAGGCGGUUGCUAUGCAGCUGGGAAAGAUGUGUAUGGGAACAGAGACCUGGCGGCGUACGAGAAAGGCCGUAUGGAUGUGACCCGUAUUGCAAACAGCUUCCAGAAGCUGCCGGCUGAGGCGAGAGAGUUUUAUCUGUUGAGACUUGCAGACGAGCUCCGGAGGAAAGCAAAGGGAGCCCAGUAG